Messenger RNA from Leptopilina boulardi, 4350 nucleotides. RefSeq lists its product as uncharacterized. The record is from RefSeq and is a predicted model, not a curated record. The transcript is spliced from 5 exons. Bases 1 to 4350 code for a protein of 1449 amino acids. Lineage: Eukaryota; Metazoa; Arthropoda; Insecta; Hymenoptera; Figitidae. Gene Ontology annotation, biological process: DNA integration. Gene Ontology annotation, molecular function: nucleic acid binding.
AUGUCAACCGAUGACAAAAGUGAAUUUAAUGAUACACGAUUGAGUGACCUUUUAAGUGAAAUUCAUACUCGAGUCAUGGAGCCUAAUUUCGAGCAACUAUUAACAACUCAGUACACAGACUUUAAGUCUAUUGAGAGACAUUUCAAGUAUAUUGAAGAUUUAGAGCCGCAACGUAAAUCUGCACUAGUAAUUCGCAAUAGAUGUACUCUCCUCGAAUCAUUAUGGAGAACCUGCCGAGAUCGUCACGCUUUAAUGACGCAUUGUGCCAAUCUAGAGCAGAAGCAAAAUAAAUACUUUGCAGAGGAUGAAUUUGGAGAAAAGGAGAUACAAUUAUACAGUAAUUUGGAUAUCUGCGCAGAACUUCUAGCUGAAAUUCAACCACCAACGCUACCCUUGGCAGCUUCAUCUCCGAAUCUGAAUUUUGAAAAAACUGUUCAACAAUCAGGUUCUAUUGUUAAAUUACGUCGUAUCGAAUUGCCAGUGUUCUCAGAUCCGAAGACGCAACGAGAUUGGGAGUUAAAAUUAUCAUCGUCAAUUGAAUGUCCAGCUUAUUCAGAUUUAGAAACAUUUCUUCUCGAAAGAAUUCGCGCAUUAGAAGCAUUGCCUGCUGUCACAACAAAUAAUAGUAUAGCUUCCAAACCCGUUGCGCAUUCAAAGGAUAAUUUCUCAAAAUCAAAUCGCGCUAAUGUAAAUAUUCAUAUAGCAUCAUCUCGAGAAAAUUCUUGCUUUAUGUGUAAAGAAAAAUAUGUUUAUGUUAAAGCAAAUCGAAUUUGUACAAAUUGUCUUCGAGCCCAGCAUAAAAAUAAUGAUUGUCCGAGUAAAUUUACAUGUACAAAGUGUAAAAGUCGACACCACACUUUACUUCACCGCGAAACCAAGUCCGAAACAGAAUACGAAAAAGAAUCGAACGACAAUUCGAAUCAAAGUAGUACAGGGUUUCAAGUAAUAAAAUCGUCUAAAAUUCAGUCUCAUUUUUCCGCACCAAGCGCAACAAAAUCAAAUAACGUUUUACUCGCUACUGCACGAGUAUGGGUUUUAUCUCCUUCAAUGCGAGCUAUUCGUGUUCGGGCAUUGAUAGACCAAGGGUCAACAUGGACCUUUGCUUCUCAAGACUUAACAAAAAUGUUAAAUUCCAAAACUAUACCCAUUUCUGCGUCACUGUCUGGCCUAGGGGGUAGUCACGCUGGAAAUGCAAAUUCUGCUGUCACGAUAAGGAUUUCAUCAAGUCCAAAUGGUGAUCCUGUUUUUAACACGCAAGCAAUUGUUAUUCCAAAAAUAACGUCUUAUGUAUCUCAAUCAAAUGUCAAUUUUGAACAAUGGCCUCAUUUGAAAAAAUUAAAGCUAGCAGACGAUCCUUAUAACAAUGAUCCUAUCCACUUACUCAUUGGCGCCGAGCUUUAUGGUUCUAUAAUUUUGGACGGAUUAAAAAAAGGAAGAGCGGGUGAUCCAAUUGCUCAAAAUACAAUAUUUGGGUGGGUUUUGUCCGGAUCUUUGUCGUCAUUAAAUAAUCAAAAUGAAUCUAGCGUUCAGAUUCAUCACUGCAUUUCAAAUAAAAGUCUCGACUCGUGUUUACAAAAAUUUUGGGAAAUCGAGGAAAUAAAUUCGAAAGAAAUCGUGUCUAUCGAAGACGAACUCUGUGAAGAGCACUUUCAAAAAACUCAUUCGCGAACACCCGAUGGUCAAUAUAGUGUCAAUUAUCCGUUCACAACUGACAAACCUAUUGACAUUGGUUAUACGAAAAAAAUUGCCGAAAAAUCUUUAAAACGUCUCGAAACUCGCCUCGAGAAAAAUCCUGUGCAUAAAGAACUUUAUAGUGACUUUAUGGAAAAAUAUAAAACAUUUCAUGACAUGCGAAAAGUUAAAUCUCUCGAAAAUCCUUCUAAUCAGGUGGUAUACAUUCCUCAUCAACCUGUGUUUAGGGAAGCUAGCCAAACAACAAAAAUGCGAGCAGUGUUCAAUGCUUCAGCCCCAUCAACCAACGGUACCUCUUUAAACGAUCAUAUGAGAAUAGGGCAAAAACUUCAAACGAAUUUGUUUAAUGUUUUGGUUCAUUGGCGUGUAUUUAAAUACGUUUAUACUGCCGAUAUUGCCCGCAUGUACCGUCAAAUUUUAAUAAAUUUGGAUGAUGUUGAUUAUCAGCGCAUAUUGUGGCGUUCGUCGCCAGAUCAACCAAUUAGCGAAUACCAACUUCUCACCGUGACUUAUGGAACACGUUCACCGCCUUAUCUGGCGUUACGAGUCCUCAAGCAGUUGGUGAUCGAUGAAGGCUUGGCGUUUCCAUUAGCAUCGUAUGUCUUAAAGAACAAUAUUUACAUAGAUGACGCGAUGUUCGGUGGAUCUUCAAAACGAGAAGCGAAAGAAUCUCGCGACGAAUUUAUUGCUCUUUUAAGAAAAGGUCACUUCACACCCAGAAAAUGGUCCAGCAAUUGUCCUCAAUUAUUAUCGGAUAUCGAUCCAAGCGAUCACGGUCUUGCUUGGUCGUCUCCUUUGAAUGCCCUAUUGAAAAAAACACGUUUGGAAUGGAAUCCUACAUACGAUCAGUUUCAAUUUACCGUUAAAUCUAUCGAAUUGGAAGUGAUCACGAAAAGAACGAUUCUUUCUGUUCUCGCUAAGUUAUACGAUCCAGUAGGGUGGCUAUCACCAAUCAUAAUCACAGGGAAAAUUAUCAUGCAAAAUUUAUGGCGUAAUCAAUGUUCAUGGGAUGAUAAUCUGGACAUUGAAACAGUAUCUACCUGGACUGAUUAUGUGAAUUCUUUAAAUGAUAUAAAUGAAUUGACUAUUCCGCGUUGGUUACAGUUACAUCCGGAUAACCUUGAAGUUCAAAUUCAUGGAUUCGCCGACGCAUCCGAGGUCGCGUAUGGAGCAGUUCUUUACUUAAGGGUAACAUUAUCUUCUCACGAGGUGAUUACUCAAAUCAUUACGAGCAAAACAAAAGUUGCACCUGUAAAACAAAUCAGCAUUCCACGAUUGGAAUUGCAAGCAGCAACUUUAUUAUCUCGUUUGAUCACUUCAGUUCGUCAAUCCGAACCGUUCUCAAACUUAUCGAUUCAAUGCUGGACUGAUUCCACCAUUGUACUCUCGUGGCUGAACAAACAUGCUUCUCAUUGGCAUACAUAUUCUUCAUGGAAUAAAUUGUUACGAGUGACAGUAAUAUUGCAGAGAUUCAUUAAGUGGAAAUUCAAAUCCGAUACUGAUGACAACAUUCGAUUUUCGAAUCCAAUUUCUGCGAAAGAAUUAGGUAAUGCAGAAAUCGUUUGGUAUCUUUAUAUUCAAGGACGACAGUUUCAAUCUGAGAUUCAAUCUUUGAAAACUAACUCACAAAUUGCGCAAAAGAGUAAACUAAAAUCUUUGAAUCCCUUUCUCGAUAAUCAAGGUCUCUUGCGUGUAGGAGGUCGUCUUGACAAUUCCGAUUUUGCGUUUGAAUCAAAGCACCCGAUUAUCCUCGAAAAUCAUUUCAUUGUCAAAUUGUUAAUUUGGGAUGCUCAUGAAAAAACAAUUCACGGCGGAUUACGAGAUACAUUGAGUCAUCUGAGACAAUUGUACUGGAUUAUUCAUCCACGUCCACUUAUCAAAUCAAUUCUACAUAAAUGUUUUAUUUGUGUUAAAUAUCGAGCAAAACUGGCUAAACAGCUGAUGGCAAAUUUACCGCGUCCGAGAGUAGUACGACCAGAACGAGCGUUUAUAGAUUGCGGCAUAGAUUACGCUGGUCCUUUGCAAGUUCGUAUGAUCGGCGGUCGCGGAAAUCGUUCUCAGAGUUGUUAUAUCGCUGUAUUCGUUUGCUUCGCGGUGAAAGCGAUUCACCUAGAAAUUGUGACUAAUUACACUUCGUCUGCAUUUAUAGCUGCCUUUCAAAGAUUCGUUUCUUUGCGUGGUCUUCCUCAAUGCAUGUACAGUGACUGCGGGACUAACUUUCAAGGUGCAAAUAAAGAACUUCGCGUAGCCUUUGAAAAUGCAAUUAAAAGUUCAGAGUUUAAAAAUUUGAUCGCAAAAGAUCGCAUUGAAUGGAGAUUUAAUCCCCCGGCAGCACCCCACUUUGGAGGCCUAUGGGAGUCAUCCGUUAAAAGCAUGAAAACAAAAAUUGUCAAAAUAUUUGGCCCGAAUACUCCGACAUACGAGGAAUUAGCCACUGCGAUUUAUCAAAUUUCCGCUAUUUUGAAUUCGCGGCCUUUAACUCCGAUUACCGAACACAUCGACGAUUUUAAUGUAUUAACACCGGCGCAUUUUUUAAUAGGUAGUUCAUUUACAGCUUUUCCUCAACCAUCGCUUUGUCAUUUAAAACAAAAUCAAUUGUCACGCUGGCAACAUAUGCAACAAUGUACCGAGAUUUUUUGGAAAAAAAUGGUCGAAUGA